Molecule: messenger RNA, 4635 nt
Organism: Pomacea canaliculata
Lineage: Eukaryota; Metazoa; Mollusca; Gastropoda; Architaenioglossa; Ampullariidae
Product: C-type lectin domain family 4 member F-like
Exons: 10
Coding region: 1333-3387 (684 amino acids)
Source: RefSeq, a predicted model, not a curated record
UUGGCUUCAACUUCCUCCAGCGAGAUGAAUGGCCGGUGGUUGAGCCCUCUUGUGCUAAUAAAGUUCACGAUUUUCGUCACAGUGCUUACAACACGGUUCAUGUUUACUAUACAACACUCUCAACACCAGAUGACGAGUAACUGUGGCUCAACUGACACCUCGAUCCCUGACAUACCUGUCUCUCAACACCUGGCUGCAAGUGCUAACGAACACCACACCCAGGCCGGCCCUGUGUCAGAACAACCCACUAUCCAAAAUAUAUCAUCCACUCUUGCCUUGCGGUCUACUUCUCUGUCCCGCAUGGAGCAGUCUGUCCACUUGUGAAAGCCCGUGAAGAAGCGAAGUUCGCCUUUUGCAAAAAUGGACAACUCCACACAGAACCGAGACACACACGUCGCAGAACUGGUCAUGUCAUCGACAACGAGGCUGCUGUUAACAAAGAAGAUAACGAAGAUGGCAAAUAUAUGACGGACCCCGACCACCCUUCUACUGUCACCCUAGGUGCCUCCAACUGCCAGGAACACAUACGUCAUACUCAAUCGAAUGGACAAGAUGGGAGUGACAGACGUCAGCAACCUACCCGAUCUUCCUCCCUCCAGGCAUCCUUCGCUGGCGACACUGACACCAACUGUGAAAUAAUGGAGAAAUAAUGUGAAAUAAAGUCUACUAAACGCUCUGUUAGCAGCGUGUGUGCAAGUGAUCAGCAUGCUAAUCAGAGCGAAUUCCGUGAAUACGGUGAACAUUCGAAGCAAGAUUACAGAUAGACACUAUUCUAGACGCAUUGGUUUCCUUACUAAAUUGUGUUGACUUGGGUAGUGACUGUCACAUCACAGGACUAGUUCCCUGGCUCCAGUGUUCGAGUUUCACGUGAGCUCAUGAACAUUGUAAGAGUAUGACACAGACAGGUCUCCAACAAAUACACCGAUUACAAGGAUGUUGGAAAUAGAAUAACACAUUGCUAAGAGGACAGAAAAACAACGACCGUGUGGACCGUGAGCUCAGCUCAUCCAUUAAUAACAAUACUGCAGCCCAAAGAAGCAUCUGGACGACUAGACCUCGAGAAACAAAAAGGUUGAGACGAGAAAAGGAGGAGAAGCAAAGUUUCAAAUUGCUCUUCUGACAGGUUUUCAACUGACACACGACGGAGAUGUGGUAACAGGUACUUAAGCUGCAAUCACCGCGGCACAGAACAGUGUACAUGUGUAUACGUGUCUAGACAUCACGUGGUACAAGAAGACAUUUGGAAGCUUGGUUCUCACAAACAAGAAGACUGCGAGACAACUCACUUUAGUGACAAGCUGACAGAGGAAGACCAAUCACCUGGCAGCAGGAAUGGCGAUGAGACCUCUCCUCGUUUUUAUUUUUGUUUUAUUGACUCCCAGCUUGAGAGGAAAAAGCGUACAACUGUUUGAGACAGAAGAAGCAGGUACAAGAAUAUUUCACAAAUGCAAGGGAAGUAACCUGACACUGUACGAAGCAGACGACGAGGUUACCGUUCUUCACGUGUUUGUGUUUCUCGGGAGAGAAUCUCUGGCCAGCUCCUCGGUACCCGCCACAGGAAUGUUUGAGAAACGUUUGACCGUUCACAAUAACGGAAGAGUCACCUUGACCAAUCUGACGUCAGAUGACCUGGGGAGAUACCGAGUGGAGGUCCAAGCUGAGGACAAGAUCACACACAACAUCAAACUGAUUAUUAAAGAGCCUCCUAGAUCAGCAGACGGAAAGUUAUUCGUGAUGAAGAAAGCCUUGUCAGACACAAACUCUAUUCGUCUGAUGUGUGGCACGUUUACAACUUUGGGCUUCCCGCCUGUGUCAGCAGUGUGGAAGGAUCCCGCAGGUCGAACACUAAGCAGUGACGGGUUUGAGGAUGAGUACUUUUACCUGGAUGUACCUGCCGACACGGCGGACUCUGGUGACUACUGCUGUCAGCUGCACUGCCGAGCCCCCGACUUCUGUUGUCUUGACGACCAGUCGCCGCUGAGGUCGUGCGCGACAAUACCUGUCCACACACACACAAAGGUCGAGGUCACGACAGACGACAAGAUGUCUUCAGGAAACGUAACUCAAGCGAUGGCUUACCUGGUUCAGCGACAAGCCAGGUGUGACCAGCUGGACACUUACAUCACAAAGGUGGAGACGUUACAAGUGGACAUGCUGAAAGGCAUCGAGAACAUGAGUAACACGACUACAGACGCUCGAGUCCAGCUAGAGAGAGAAACGAACCACAAACUGUGGAACUUUCAGCUUCAGAUGGAUUCUAACGCCUCUAAAGUUAUGGAGUCUUGUAAUGUUAGUCAGCAACAGCUACUGACUACAGUUUCUGACAAACUUUUACAGCUGGAAACGAAGUUGAAUAAGGACUUGGUCGACCUUCACAAUGCGAGCUUUACUGCUGACAGAAGACUAGAGGCAAACAUCAACAAAUCCGUGGAACAUCUCCAGAAAGUACAAUUACAGCUGAAUGCUAACAUUUCUGAAGCUGUAGAAUCCUAUAAUGAGCUUAAUGAGCGUCUAAAGGAGACAUCAAAGGAACUGCAGUUAAACCAAACUAACUUCUCAUAUCAAGUGGAAAACAUUGUCACUAGACUUGACAAAGAUGGAGGCAUUGAAUUAAAAGUAACCAGAGCUUCGAACCUGGUCACAGAUUUGCAACAGAGGGUAGAAGAAAUUUCCGCGGCAGCUGACAAACUCCAAUCACAACUUAACAAGCAAAUUAGACAACUUGCAGCUGAAGGGAAGACAGGACUUUCUGGUCUGCAACAAAUAACAUCAGAUCUCAGAACUACGUUGACCAGCAAUGUCCAGAAAUUGACAAACCUGACAUCGAAAACUGAGCUUCGGGUGUCGGAACUCGAGAAGAAACUGUCAGCCAUCCACAAUACGUUGAACAGACUUGAGACGAAUACAAACAAAUUACUAAAAGCCAUUCGUUCAUACAUGUCAGCGAUUUAUAAGGCGACGCCAGAAGCUCAAUGUCUUUUGAAAACCGGCUACGUGUGGUACCAGAGAACCUGCUUGAAGGUUUCGACGACAUGUGAGAAGUACGCAACUGCAAAAGCCAACUGCGAGGCAGACGGCGCUCACCUGUAUGACGUCAAGUAUCCGGUCUUAGACGAGGAGCGAGUUCGCUUCGCUGUCAAACAAGCAGGAUUAUCUAGCACCCCCAUCGCCUUUUGGGUGGGAGGAAACGACCUUGAGGUUGAGGGAGACUACCGCUGGAGUGACGGAACUCCUCUGCCUUCCUUUAAAUUAUGGGAAACAGGUCAGCCUAGUGACAAUGACGAUGGUGAGGACUGUAUUGCACUACACGUCACUGAUCUAAAGUUUAUAUUGUACGACUAUGUUUGCUCUUUCAAUUUUCGUUACCUUUGUCAGUACGAUUUGUAGGAGAAAAACAGACAGUCCUGUCUGGUGACGUAGUAUUUUGCAAAUACCUGAAUGGAAGAUGACUGACUAAGGUCAGUGACGGGGCGAGAUUAUGUUCUACCAGAGUAAAACCCAACGAUCAAACUGAUUCACGACACAAGUGGCUUGAGGAAUAGUUAUUCAAACAUCCACUGUGUAAAUAAGUCUCCAAUCUUCUCUUCAUAUUUCUCCAAAUUUGUAUUAAUAUUAUUCUUUCGUUCUCUAGCUAUAAACAUCAUCUUCACAUAUAAACAUCCGCAUCAACAGAAAGCGGUCACAAAUACACAUGUCACGAUUGUUCAUCAGACCCUUUACGUUGCCAAGUCUUCAUCAUAUGGACGAGGUCGAUGUUUAUGAGGCGCAACCCAAGUUAAUCGUUAUUAGGAUGAGUUAUUAUUGGUUAUUUGAGUGUGAAAUGUCUUUUGAUGAUAUCUACCGACUUGUCUUUCCAGUAUGGAAUAAAGUUAUUCACCCACAUUUAAACAACAACAAUCAGCUACUGAGGUUACAUCAGGGAUUUAAAGACCACAGUUUCCACCAUUUUAACCCCACUGAGGAUGAGGUGCACCGUUACGCCAGCCUGACUUGAGGGCGUUUGUAACCCUGACCUCAAAUGGUUAAAUUAUAAAAUGAGAAUUUUGCUUGCAGGCUGAUACAGAAGAAAGUAUCUAAGUGAAAACUGUUAUUUCUGUAAAAAAAAAACCGCGUGCUGGUGUUGUAACAUGGAACAGAGGUGCAUACUGAUGCAGUAGCGAGCUUUUACUUAUCUGAUCAUAAAAUAACACUGUACGUUUUAUUCUUGUAUGUUUGUAAAUAUUAUUAAGUAUAUAUCAAUAAACGCAUUUCAUACCAAUUGUUAUGUAACUGAUGUCACUGUAUUACAAAUGAAGAUGACACCUGUGUCUGUCACAAUGAGUGUCAACCUCUGCCCCGAGCUUCAGUCGUUCAUAGAAAUGACUGUUUGUCUUUAUUAUACUUCAGUUAGCGAGGUUUACAAUUUUACCCACGUGACCUUAACGCGUUGACUACGUUUUCACAAAAGUCUCUAAACGAACUGUUACCUUCACCGUCAUGUAACGGAAAACAAAUCCCAUUUUAGUAAUAUACAAGGUAGUCAUUAAGUUCAUGUAUUUAGUGUAAACAUCGGGACACAGCGGGUGAAAUUCUAUAAAAUGAAACUUUUUAAGGAACCCUACAUACUAUAGUGAUUCGAAGAAGAAUCUCCAUACG